Molecule: messenger RNA, 1861 nt
Organism: Annulohypoxylon maeteangense
Lineage: Eukaryota; Fungi; Ascomycota; Sordariomycetes; Xylariales; Hypoxylaceae
Product: GPI-anchored wall transfer protein 1
Exons: 2
Coding region: 163-1653 (496 amino acids)
Biological process (GO): GPI anchor biosynthetic process; protein localization to plasma membrane
Cellular component (GO): endoplasmic reticulum; membrane
Molecular function (GO): glucosaminyl-phosphatidylinositol O-acyltransferase activity
Source: RefSeq, a predicted model, not a curated record
UGACAACACAUCAUAAAUCGAGUUGACAUCUGUUCAAAACUCCCUUUCCGCCGCCGCGAUGCCCACAUAUUUCUCUUAGUUUACUCGGCCUAGCAUCUGUCUAGUACUCAGAUUAUCUUCAAUCUAUUCCAUGUUCAUUCCCGUAUCUCGCUCUUAGGAAAAAUGGGUUCCAAUGCGACAAGUUACAAGCAGAUGAAAGAGGAUUUCGUAUCCAACUUAACAGGAGGUUCAGUCACCGAGAUCAACAAUAUAGUUACCGUAGGACCUAUUGCAUUUGCCCUGUGGUCCAUUUUACAAUCGCGCCAGUCCUUUUUCAAACCGUACAAGCCCUUGAGCUUCCUAAUCGAUUUCCUCCUCAAUGUCAUAGCCGUAUUGCUUGCUAUCACGCUCUAUGCGAAUACAACAUUGCUACUUUGCGGUCUGAUUCUCGUCCCUGCCAUAUUUGUUUAUGCGCUCCCACCAAAUCCCGCUGUAUCGAGAAAAAAGCCCAAGCUCCCUCCUAAUGCGCAAACUCAGAAAUCAUCCGGCGCACUUGGCGUCCUAUCUACCAAGCCUUUCUUGACGACCUAUCGAGGGUCUAUGUUGGUCAUUACGUGUUUGGCGAUCCUGGCGGUAGACUUUAGGUUGUUUCCUCGCAGAUUUGCGAAGGUCGAGACCUGGGGCACCUCGUUGAUGGAUGUGGGUGUUGGUUCAUUUGUCUACUCCGCCGGCAUAGUCGCCGCGCGACCGGUUCUGAAGGAGAGAGCUGAGAGCCGGGGGGCGCCGUUGCUGCACAGACUCCUGUACUCGAUGCGACAUUCGCUUCCUUUGCUAAUCCUCGGAAUCAUUCGCCUCAUUAGCGUCAAAGGUCUUGACUACGCAGAGCAUGUGACCGAAUACGGUGUUCAUUGGAAUUUUUUCUUCACCUUGGGUUUCCUUCCCCCUUUCGUCGCGCUUUUCCAGUCAGCCCUGAAGAUUAUCCCGUCUUACGCAGCACUGGCGAUCAUACUUGGGGUUAUUUACCAAGUUGUACUUGAAAGCACCAAUUUGAAAGCCUUCAUCCUCAUCGCGCCACGAACCGACCUCUUUUCCAUGAACAGAGAAGGUAUUUGCAGCUUCUGCGGAUACCUCGCUAUCUUUUUAGCCGGUCAGGACACCGGCAUGUUUGUGCUGCCUAGGAGUAUCAACCCGCGCAGUGGAACUAGCAACAGUGCCCAACGAACCACCCUUCUCCUAACCAUGGCUGUGUGGACUUCUAUUUGGACAAUCCUAUAUUUCUUCACUACGAAUUACUCCUACGGUUUGGGAUUAGAUGUGUCUCGUCGACUAGCUAAUUUGCCGUACAUUCUAUGGAUCGCAGCGUUUAACUCAGCGCAAUUAUUUGCAUGCUGCGCUAUCGAGAGUGUGUUCUUCCCGUCAUUCCAUAAUGCUACGGAUAUCAAGACAGAACGUGAAGCCUACGAGACGGCCACAAGUAAAGUUCUGCGAUCAUUUAAUAGGAAUGGGUUGGCCAUUUUCCUAGUAGCAAAUCUAUUAACAGGGUUAGUCAAUAUGACCGUACCUACAUUAGAUGUUGGACCAGCUGUCACGAUGGGAAUAUUGGUAGGAUAUGGCGCCGUAUUAACGGCACUUGCUGUCGCGUUAGAUACGUGGAAUGUAUCCAUUAAAUUGUGAGUCAGGAAUAUAUCAAUCGACGAACCCCCCUAGAGCUAUAUAUAUUCGAAUAUAGGUAGGUAGUUCAUUGAAUACGUUCUAUGCUGUACGAUGUCUUCAGAACAUCACCAAAUUUGUGUCGUAGCUUUACGAUUAGCACAGAUACAAAUCUUUGUAUUUGGAGCUAUUAAGCAAGACACAGCAGGUGAAAUUCCAAAUAAUAUUGACA